CGGGGUUCGCCAUGGUGCCGCCUCUCGUCCUGUUCGCGUCCUUGGACUUGGCGCUUCAGUGGGGUCUGUGGGUGGCGGCGGCCGCGUUGCGCACAGAGAAGUUUUUCGACUUGGCGGGAAGUGGGACAUUCAUAUUGCUAGCACACCUGAGCCUCAGAUGGGGUAACACACAGCAUCCUAGGCAGCAGAUACAGACAGGGCUGGUGACUAUUUGGGGCCUCAGGUUGGGGCUCUUCCUCUUCUUACGGAUCUUGAAGGAGGGGUACGAUAGACGAUUCAAUGGCAUAAGAGAGAAUCCAGGCACUUUCUUCCUUUACUGGACAAUGCAAGGCAUAUGGAUAUUCAUAACACUGCUCCCCACUCUACUUCUGAACCUGGAGGAACACGAGAAACCUCUUGGAUUCUGGGACUACCUUGGAUGGAGCACCUGGGCAGUGGGGUUCAUUACAGAGGCUGCGGCUGACCAACAGAAGUGGCAUUUCAGAAGCAACCCUGAUAAUGCACGAAAGUUUAUCCAGAGUGGCUUAUGGGCUUACAGUCGCCACCCCAACUACCUAGGUGAGAUUUUGCUGUGGUCAGGACUCUUUGUGUCAGCCACAUCUGUGCUACACGGAUGGCAAUACAUCAGUGUCAUCUCACCCUUGCUGGUUUGGUUCUUGAUAAAUUACGUCAGUGGGAUUCCACUCCUGGAGAAAGCGGCCAUGAAGAGAUGGGGGAAGGAGACCGCUUUCCAGGCCUAUUUGCAAAAGACUCCCACGCUGUGGCCUCUCAGCUUGAGGCGGUAGCAGACAAAUGUCACAUCUACCUCUUCAGGACAGCCGCUGAGGGGCAUCUGACACAAGACAACUACAGCAUGGAGGCCACCUUAAAUUGUCAUAUGUACCCUUCCCAUGGCGAUUUUCAGCUAGCACGUUAUUCAUAUGCAGUGGCUCAACCUAAACCUAAUACGGAGCAAAAAUCCACAACCUGUAGAGUAAGUCAGUGGGUAGUAUUCUACUGUGCCCGUGUGCUUGCCAGACCCACCAAUUGCUCAACGGGGCUUUGGCGCUUCUAAAAAUAACCA
This is a messenger RNA of Elgaria multicarinata webbii, 1063 nucleotides long. RefSeq lists its product as uncharacterized. The transcript has 5 exons. Gene Ontology annotation, biological process: lipid metabolic process. The record is from RefSeq and is a predicted model, not a curated record. Gene Ontology annotation, molecular function: oxidoreductase activity, acting on the CH-CH group of donors. Bases 12 to 785 code for a protein of 257 amino acids. Lineage: Eukaryota; Metazoa; Chordata; Lepidosauria; Squamata; Anguidae. Gene Ontology annotation, cellular component: membrane.